AUGGCCUCUGAUUCGGAGGUGGACGCUCCUCGCGUCAAUGGCACUGUUGAGGACGCUGUUCUCGGUGGCCUCGACCCGUCGACCCCUCAAGAGCACGAGACGGGCGCUCAUCCGCUGUCCCAAAUCACGCUCCCGUCUACAGAAAUGCCAGGAUCGCCCAUUGACGCAAACCAAUCGUUCAAGACGGAGGUCAUGGAUGACCGACCAGCUAUCACAGUGAUUCCGUCAUCGCUGACACCGCCGCCGUCCACGCAGGUCGCGGCCAGCAACGGUGCCUCGAGACGCACCUACUCCAAUUCUCAACAGUCCGCUCUCUUCUCACCACCCGCCACUAUACUCAACACGAUGCGUGAGCGAGAAAUUGAAUCCGACUACACGCCACCGGCGCCUCACCGAGUGCUCGAGGCAUCAGCCGAUGAGCUGCGCGCCAUGCUGCAGACAUGCAUCGCUGAGAACCAGAAGCUCAAGAUGGAGGCAGCACACCACAAGCUGCAGUAUAACCUGCUGAGCCUGCAGGCAGACGAAGAGUCCAAGCGCGCCGCGGUGGAGCACGACAUGGUGCGCCGUGAAGUGGACGCCUUGCGGAUGGCAGAGCAUUCCCGACAGGCCAAGCGCGAGCUGAGCACGGUGUCCGAGUCAAUACAGAACAAAUACUUGCAGAUGAAGAUGUGGUACGAAUCAGCAAUGGAGGAGAAUGAGGCGCUCAGCCGCAGGGUCAAGCUGGCCAAGAAGGUGAUCCAGCAGAAGGAGGAAGAGACUAUGACACUGGCCGAGGAGCGCGAGAUGCUGCUGAAUCGCAUCCGCGAGAACCGGGAGCACUUCCACAUGCUGUGCAGCCCGGGUGGCAUCUUUCACAACGCCCUGACACCCAAGCAGGUCAUAACAUCGACACCACAACAGCAGCAGCAGCAGCACCGCACGACGUCUCGCGCCCUGCACCGUGAAGAGACAGACGGACGAGAACACGGGCUGUCGGCUCUACUGGAGGCUAUGAGCCAGAGUCAAUCUCAAGAAAAUAACGCGGCUACCAUAGCUGCUACCAACAACAACAGCGCGCCGUCAACGCCAAUGGUGAUGGCUCGACCUGCCUCUCGACUGGUCAGACGGCACCAGCGCAACGCCCAAUCCAUGUCAUCGCUUCCGACAACUCCCUCCAGCAGAUUACGUGGAGACAACAGCGGCCUGCUGCCAUCGAGACAAUCACGGCGAAGAAGACGAGAGAGUACCAUUUCGGCCGAUGACAAUGAGGAGCUUGCUCGGCAGGCCAUCGAAUCGGUCAAGGCAGUCCAAUCACUGUCGACCCAAGAUGCCCCAGAAGGGGUCCCACUCAGCUCACAAGAAGAUGACGAACAACUCCAGGACAGCCAGGCGAGCCAGGCAGCGGCCGAGAUGCUACGCCGGCACCCCGGCCAGGGGUACAAGGCGCCGCCAUCCCGGGAUGGUACGGCAGGACCGGCGGAGAAGUCUGCAGCAAUGCACGCCAAGCUUUUCGCGGGCAGUAAAACGGCAAUCGGGGCUGAGAAGCGCAAACUGACGGCCGAGGGUGAGGCCGGAGCCGAUGAUAUGGAAAGUCCGCAGAAGAAACUGAGGGCUGGCGGAGCAGCAUCAGAAAGCCGCCGUGUUGGGCUAGGCAUUCAAUACGGACAAUAA
This is a messenger RNA of Trichoderma breve, 1650 nucleotides long. RefSeq lists its product as uncharacterized. The transcript is spliced from 2 exons. The coding region runs from base 1 to 1650 and encodes 549 amino acids. Lineage: Eukaryota; Fungi; Ascomycota; Sordariomycetes; Hypocreales; Hypocreaceae. The record is from RefSeq and is a predicted model, not a curated record.